AUGCUAACACUACCGUUUGACGAGUCUGUCAUAAUGCCCGAAUCCCAGAUGUGCAGAAAGUUUGCUAGACAAUGCGAGGACCAGAAACAAAUUAAGAAACCAGAGAGCUUUCCCAAACAAGUUGUCCUUCGAGGAAAGAGUAUUAAACGGGCCCCUGGAGAAGAAACCGAGAAAGAAGAGGAGGAGGAAGACAGAGAAGAAGAGGAUGAAAAUGGCUUGCCCAGAAGGAGGGGUCUCAGGAAAAAAAAGACCACCAAGCUACGACUGGAAAGGGUCAAGUUCAGGAGACAGGAAGCCAAUGCGCGCGAGAGGAACCGGAUGCACGGCCUCAAUGACGCUCUGGACAAUUUGCGAAAAGUGGUCCCCUGUUACUCUAAAACCCAAAAACUGUCCAAAAUAGAAACUUUACGCCUGGCCAAAAACUACAUCUGGGCACUUUCUGAAAUUCUGAGGAUUGGCAAGAGACCAGAUCUGCUCACGUUCGUCCAAAACUUAUGCAAAGGUCUUUCCCAGCCAACUACAAACUUGGUGGCAGGCUGCUUACAGCUCAACGCCAGGAGUUUUCUGAUGGGUCAGGGUGGGGAGGCUGCACACCACACAAGGUCACCCUACUCCACAUUCUACCCACCCUACCACAGCCCUGAGCUGGCCACUCCCCCAGGGCAUGGGACUCUUGAUAAUUCCAAGUCCAUGAAACCAUACAAUUACUGCAGUGCGUAUGAAUCCUUCUAUGAAAGUACUUCCCCUGAGUGUGCCAGCCCUCAGUUUGAAGGUCCCUUAAGUCCUCCCCCAAUUAACUAUAAUGGGAUAUUUUCCCUGAAGCAAGAAGAAACCUUGGACUAUGGCAAAAAUUACAAUUAUGGCAUGCAUUACUGUGCAGUGCCACCCAGGGGUCCCCUUGGGCAGGGUGCCAUGUUCAGGUUGCCCACCGACAGCCACUUCCCUUAUGACUUACAUCUGCGCAGCCAAUCUCUCACUAUGCAAGAUGAAUUAAAUGCAGUUUUUCAUAAUUAA
Molecule: messenger RNA, 1014 nt
Organism: Cricetulus griseus (Chinese hamster)
Lineage: Eukaryota; Metazoa; Chordata; Mammalia; Rodentia; Cricetidae
Source: RefSeq, a predicted model, not a curated record